This is a messenger RNA of Zygosaccharomyces rouxii, 1779 nucleotides long. Its product is annotated as sugar porter family MFS transporter. The record is from RefSeq and is a predicted model, not a curated record. The transcript has a single exon. Gene Ontology annotation, molecular function: carbohydrate:proton symporter activity. Gene Ontology annotation, cellular component: membrane. Gene Ontology annotation, biological process: carbohydrate transport; transmembrane transport. Lineage: Eukaryota; Fungi; Ascomycota; Saccharomycetes; Saccharomycetales; Saccharomycetaceae. Bases 1 to 1779 code for a protein of 592 amino acids.
AUGGGUAAAAGAACACAAGGUUUCAUGGACUAUGUAUUCAGCAGAACUAGUACAGCUGGUCUCAAAGGUGCGAGACUCAGAUAUACGGCAGCAGCUGUCGCUGUUAUUGGAUUUGCACUUUUCGGUUAUGAUCAAGGUUUGAUGUCAGGUCUUAUUACUGGUGAUCAGUUCAACAAAGAAUUUCCACCAACGAAAUCAAACGGUGAUAAUGAUCGUUAUGCUAGUGUUAUUCAAGGUGCAGUUACCGCUUGUUACGAAAUUGGAUGUUUUUUCGGUUCACUGUUUGUUCUUUUCUUUGGUGACGCUAUUGGUAGAAAACCAUUGAUUAUUUUUGGCGCUAUAAUUGUCAUUAUUGGGACUGUUAUUUCUACAGCACCUUUCCACCACGCUUGGGGUUUGGGUCAAUUUGUUGUUGGUCGUGUUAUUACUGGUGUUGGUACAGGUUUCAACACUUCUACUAUUCCAGUGUGGCAAUCUGAAAUGACGAAACCAAAUAUUAGAGGUGCAAUGAUUAAUUUGGAUGGUUCUGUUAUUGCUUUUGGUACUAUGAUUGCUUACUGGCUUGAUUUUGGAUUUUCCUUUAUUAAUUCAAGUGUUCAAUGGAGAUUUCCAGUUUCUGUUCAAAUUAUAUUUGCUUUAGUUUUAUUGUUCGGUAUCGUUAGAAUGCCAGAAUCACCACGUUGGUUAAUGGCAAAGAAAAGACCCGCAGAAGCUCGUUACGUGUUAGCUUGUUUGAAUGAUUUACCCGAGAAUGACGAUGCAAUUUUAGCUGAAAUGACAUCUUUACACGAAGCUGUCAACAGAUCUUCGAACCAAAAAUCUCAGAUGAAAUCAUUGUUCUCUAUGGGUAAGCAACAAAAUUUUAGCCGUGCGUUGAUUGCAUCUUCUACCCAAUUUUUCCAACAAUUUACUGGUUGUAAUGCUGCCAUUUACUAUUCUACCGUUUUGUUUCAAACUACUGUUCAAUUGGACCGUUUACUUGCAAUGAUUCUAGGUGGUGUCUUUGCAACUGUCUACACUUUAUCUACAUUGCCAUCAUUUUACUUGGUCGAAAAAGUUGGUCGUCGUAAGAUGUUUUUCUUUGGUGCAUUGGGUCAAGGUAUUUCAUUCAUCAUCACAUUUGCUUGUUUGGUUAAUCCAACAAAGCAGAAUGCAAAGGGUGCCGCUGUUGGUUUAUAUUUAUUCAUUAUAUGUUUUGGUUUGGCAAUCCUAGAAUUACCAUGGAUUUAUCCACCUGAAAUUGCAUCAAUGAGGGUUCGUGCAGCUACUAAUGCCAUGUCAACCUGUACUAAUUGGGUUACCAAUUUUGCAGUUGUUAUGUUUACACCAGUUUUCAUUCAAACUUCUCAAUGGGGGUGUUACCUGUUCUUCGCGGUUAUGAAUUUCAUCUAUUUGCCAGUUAUCUUUUUCUUCUACCCAGAAACCGCCGGUAGGUCGUUGGAAGAAAUCGAUAUUAUUUUUGCCAAGGCCCAUGUCGAUGGUACAUUACCAUGGAUGGUUGCUCAUCGUUUGCCCAAGUUAUCAAUGACUGAAGUUGAAGACUACUCACAAUCCUUGGGUCUUCAUGAUGAUGAAAAUGAAAAGGAGGAAUACGAUGAGAAGGAAGCUGAGGCAAAUGCUGCUUUGUUCCAAGUGGAAACUAGUUCUAAAUCACCAUCAUCUAAUCGUAAAGAUGAUGAUGCACCAAUUGAACAUAAUGAAGUUCAAGAAUCAAAUGAUAAUUCAUCAAACAGCUCUAAUGUGGAAGCACCAAUUCCAGUACAUCAUAACGAUCCUUAA